Molecule: messenger RNA, 1320 nt
Organism: Coniophora puteana RWD-64-598 SS2
Lineage: Eukaryota; Fungi; Basidiomycota; Agaricomycetes; Boletales; Coniophoraceae
Product: HET-domain-containing protein
Exons: 1
Source: RefSeq, a predicted model, not a curated record
AUGCGACGGAUCGCGCAAAGCAUUGGACGCGUGCUCUGCGCGGGAGAUACUCUAACGACCUCUGAAAGCUCCCAGUCCCCAUCGAUACAUGUGAACGACCCAAACAACCACCAAACACCAACAGCAUCUCAGCCUCCUGAGUCCGGCCCUUUAUGCGACAUCUGCUCCAAUCUAGAUUUUCACGCCAUCCUCCGCGACGGUGUCUCGCAGCACAACCCCGUCCCAUAUGACCUGCUCACCAACGUCCUCGGACGCGCCGCCUCGCCGGGGACCUGCGCGUUCUGCUCGCUCGUAGGCGACCUCGUCCGCCGACUAUGGCUCCUCGACACCCCGGGAUGCGCGAGCGUCGACCUUUCAGGCAUCACAUUAUCCCUGUUUGCGCUCACGUGUGGACACGUGUUGGGCCCUGUGCCCCAUAGCACAGAGGAGGAGCGCCGCGUCGGGCACCGGAUAUAUGUCCUGCCCUCGGAAAGACCAGCGGAGAUUCUACGUGCGGCUAAUAAAGCGGGAAAGGCGCUCAUUCUGGAGGUGCAGCUGAUGCAGGAGGACGCACAUCGCUUUGGGCGGGACCGGGUGCUGCAUGGGCGGAGGAUGGGCGAUGUCGUGGAUAUAGAGUUGGUCAGGACGUGGUUAAGGGUAUGCGAGGAACAGCACGGAGAACGGUGUAGGGCGCCGUGGUGGGCGGCGCCAGCGUUGCGGGAGGAUCUGCCGAAGGAAGUGAGGGUGUUGGAUGUGCAGAAGAUGAUGCUCGUCCCUGCAUCAGCGUCUGCAGACAGUCGAUACCUCGCUUUGAGUUACGUGUGGGGCUCGCCGGAGGUAUGCGACCACAACUCGUACUGGACGACUUCGGCCAACCUGGAAGAACGGAUGAACAAAGAGGGUGGUGUACCCCUCGAGAAGCUGCCGGCGGCCAUCACUGAUGCCAUUCUCGUCACCUGCGCACUCGGGGAACGAUACUUGUGGAUUGACGCCCUCUGUAUUGCUCAGGACUCUCGGGACGACAAAAAGGUCCAAAUUAACGUUAUGGACCAAAUCUUCCUGCGUGCUAUCAUCACCAUUUUCGCCACUUCUUCUGCCUCAUCUGGCGUUGCGUCAUCAGCAGCUGCGCCCUUUCCCGGUCUGGGACCAGGCACGCGCGAGGCCACGCAGAGAGUGCGUGUCGUGAAAGGUCUCAGACUCUGUGCACCCCUACCAAGGGCUCCCGAAGCGAUAUCGCAAACGAUGUGGAACACGCGUGGCUGGACUUACCAGGAGAUGAUGCUCGCCACACGGCGGCUGGUCUUUACGCCACACCAGGUGUUCUUCCAGUGCUCCGAGGAC